AUGUGCUCCUUCUCCUCCUCUUCUUCGUCUGUGGUGGUCGGACAGAUCCCACCACAACAUCAAGUGUUCAUCAACUUCCGAGGAAAAGAAUUGCGCAAAGGUUUCGUGAGCUUUCUAGUGCCUGCCUUGAGAAAGGAAAACAUCAAUGUUUUCAUAGAUGAAAUAGAGAUAAGGAGCAUAGAUCUCCAACAUAUCUUCAAGAGGAUUGAGGAAUCGAGUGUUGCGGUGGUGAUAUUCUCAGAGUUGUACACCGAGUCAAAAUGGUGUUUGAACGAGCUUGUGAAGAUCAACGAAAGGAUGAUUGAAGGGAAACUCAAAGUUAUUCCCAUAUUCUUCAAUGUGACCGUAAGUGACGUGAAGAUCCAUGAGGGAGAUUUCGGCAAAAAUUUCAGGGAAACAAAGAGGAAAUGCCAAGGUGAUUCGGAUAUAAUCCGAAAUUGGGAGGAAGCUUUGAACUCUAUUCCCCAAAAGUUUGGCUUGGCAUCGUCCACAUACAGGUUUGUGAGGUCCCUUCCUUUAUGCACCUAG
Eutrema salsugineum is the source of this 528-nucleotide messenger RNA. Its product is annotated as vesicle-associated protein 1-4. Gene Ontology annotation, biological process: signal transduction. The record is from RefSeq and is a predicted model, not a curated record. The transcript has a single exon. Bases 1 to 528 code for a protein of 175 amino acids. NCBI's taxonomy places the organism in Eukaryota, Viridiplantae, Streptophyta, Magnoliopsida, Brassicales, Brassicaceae.